Molecule: messenger RNA, 594 nt
Organism: Acanthosepion pharaonis
Lineage: Eukaryota; Metazoa; Mollusca; Cephalopoda; Sepiida; Sepiidae
Source: the annotation of a GenBank genome assembly
AUGAUUCUCCUCUUCUCACCCCGACUUCCCCCCCAAUUCGGAUUUCGUAUGAUUCUCCUCUUCUCACCCCGACUUCCCCAAUUCGGAAUUUCGUAUGAUUCUCCUCUUCUCACCCGACUUCCCCCCAAUUCGGAAUUUCGUAUGAUUCUCCUCUUCUUCCCGACUUCCCCAAUUCAGAUUUCGUAUGAUUCUCACUCUUCUUCCCCGACUUCUCCCCCAAUUCGAAUUUCGUAUGAUUCUCCUCUUCUUCCCCGACUUCCCCCAAUUCAGAUUUCGUAUGAUUCUCCUCUUCUCUUCCCGACUUCCCCAAUUCAGAUUUCGUAUGAUUCUCCUCUUCUUCCCGACUUCCCCAAUUGGGAAUUUCGUAUGAUUCUCACUCUUCUUCCCGACUUCCCCCAAUUCGGAAUUUCGUAUGAUUCUCCUCUUCUUCCCCGACUUCCCCAAUUCGGAAUUUCGUGUGAUUCUCCUCUUCUCCCGACUUCCCCAAUUCAGAUUUCGUAUGAUUCUCCUCUUCUCCCCGACUUCCCCCCAAUUCAGAUUUCGUAUGAUUCUCCUCUUCUUCCCCGACUUCCCCCAAUUCGGAAUUUCGUAUGA